UUCUUCUUUCCCGUGCAGGUGAAGAGAGAUAAGCUCCGAGGACAAUUGCGUGGGUCCUCUCCCAUAGAGAUAUCCAUCGCUCUGUCACGGUUUGCGUGCUUAUGUGCGUGUGUUGUGUUCCCUUCACAUGAUUUGAAAACGAUGGGUCGACUCAAGCAUUGUCUCCCAUCCUCGAAUGAAUUCGCUGUCAAGUAUAAGAAAUUGGAGGAUUAUUCCGACAUUUAUGUGCCGGACUGGCGGGAAUUCCUCGCUUUCUCGUGUUCUCAUUGCGGCCAGGUUCAGAAGAUUCAGGCGGAGGAGCUGAACGAAAUAAUCGGGAAUGCGUUCCGGCUGGCCUACGCGGCCCAGUUGCAGAAGACGACACCAUCCUUCCACGACGUGAUAGCGGAUCAGUUGGAGAGUCCGUCGUUGACGUCCUUGGACGGCGGGAAUCGGACGGACGAAAUCAAAAGCGCCACCAAAGUCUGGGCGAAGCAGGCGGUGGAACUCGGGAGGCUGAACCACAGGGAACCCGUUUUAGAGAAGAUGAGGGUGAAAAGCGGGGAAGGGGAAGGGGAGUCCAGCGAGGAGGCGAGAUCGGAGGUGAAGCGAGGUCAGGUGGAGGAGGAUGACCUCAGCUGCCCUCCUUCCACUGGUACCCUGGGCGGCUAUGCCAAUGGCAACUUCUUCCCCAUCACCUCCUCCUCUGAUCAUAUCAGAUGGAGAGAAGAGAAUGAAGAAGUAGAAAGAGAGAAGAAGGAGGAGGAAGGAAGGAAAUUGCCCAUUCCUCCCUUACCCGAAAGACGGGAUUCCUUGAGUAGUAAUGGAGGGGAUGAAGAAAAGGAGGACGACGAGGAACUCCGAACUGCCCCGUGGUUCCAAGCUGGAAUCCCUAGGGAGAUAGCGUUGGAGGUUCUGAUGGGAGAGGGAGAAGGGUCGUUCCUGGUCAGGAAGAGCGUGACGAAGCCGGGCUGCUUCGCCUUGUCCCUUCGAGUCCCCGCGGAAUCCCAGCCAUCAGGCAUCUCCCAUUAUCUUAUCAUCAGGACCAACCGAGGAUACAAAAUCAAGGGAAUGACGAAGGAGUUCCCGAGCCUGAAUUCCCUCAUCACUCAUCAUUCGGUGAUGCCGGAACUUCUUCCCUGUCCUCUAUCCCUCCAGAGACACAAUCCCAAUCCGGGCUUCGAUUCCUCGUCCGAGUAUCACACGCUCUCGGACUGCCGCCUUUACCUCACGGACUGUGACCCUUGACUGUGUUGAAUGUGAUGAUCCUCCGAUGGAAGAGAAGAAAAGCUCCUAGUCGGUGACAGUGAGUGCGCAGGAAAGGAGCUCACCAUGAAUUGAACCCAUUGUUUUUCCUCCUCUCGUGAUAUUCGCGUCGUAGCAACCAGAGAAAAGAGAAAAGUCCAAUUUUCCCAUGUUUUAUCGAGUGCAUGUCUGAAAAAAAGCCUUAUGAACAAGGAUGUUGAUUGAUCCCU
Molecule: messenger RNA, 1454 nt
Organism: Darwinula stevensoni
Lineage: Eukaryota; Metazoa; Arthropoda; Ostracoda; Podocopida; Darwinulidae
Source: the annotation of a GenBank genome assembly